CUUGCACAUGUUGACGCUUGCAAUGGGCAGUUGAAGGGGAGAGAAAGAAAGAGGCAACGAGAGAAGGCGAGUUGUGAACCCAGACUGGUGAAGCGGGCACCGGGGCACCACUCAUUGAAGGAAUUUUUAAAAGAAAAUAUAUGCGCCUGAUUGUAAACGAUUACCUGCAGUUGAAAAGUAUUGUAUCCGCCAUUGGGGGCAGGUCCUUGUUGUUUUGGUGUCUUCUGUUCAAGUGAUGCAGUCAUCAGGCAGUACUUCCUCCCAACCCUCCCACGAUUCGCUGAGCUCGAGUGACAGCUUCCUGUUCAGCGACGGCGACCACACGGAGGACGAGGGCAGCGUCUUUCUGUCGGAGAGCGAGAGCAGAGGAAGGCCCAGAGGGGCCUCGUACUGCUUGGACAGAGGGAGCUCCAGCAGCCCCUCCUCGCAAUGGGCCUUAGACGGUUUCGGAGACCAGGAGCGGUCCUCCCUGCUCACGAGCGGUCGGGUCGAACGCUGCCCCAGCAACGCCUCCUACUCCGCCCUGGUGACAUCGUCCAACGGGGCAAAGGACCAGGAGGGAGGGAGAAGGUCUCAGACAGAGGGGGAUUACCUCUUUGCUCAGAAGUGUGUGGAGCUGCAGGGGUUUGUGAGGCCUCUGCUGGACCUUCUGAACGGGCUUAAAAAGGGGAGAUUCGACAGAGGUCUGAGCAGUUUCCAGCAAAGUGUUGCCAUGGACAGAAUCCAAAGGAUUGUGGGGGUUCUUCAGAAGCCUACCAUUGGAGGGAAGCACCUGCACACCCUGCUACAAGUGGAGAUGAUGCUGAAGCUGUGGUUCCCCCAGAUCUCCCCCUGCGCCCCCUCGGGCAGCGGACACUCCGCGCCUCCACACAAGCACAGAGACCAGCUGCACAUCCCCGUCAAGAAACGCAGGCUGAGCUGGUCGGACAUCGACUCCCCGCCCCCGCCGCCCCGGCGCGGUGGACGCUCCGACCGAGGGGGGCAGGAAGAAGGUGGCGCGGGGGGAGAGGAGGGGUCAGGCCCCGCCCGGCCUGCCUUCUCCGGGGGUGCGGAAUUGGGACGACCCGCGGGAGAGGGCCCAGGCCACGCGGGAGGAGAGCGGGAGAAGCCGGAGCACAAAGUCACGCGCUGGUCUGAGCUGAGCACCGCCUGGGUCCACGCCAGCCCCGUCGUCGGCCCCCCGAAAUCAUGCCCUUCUCAAAAGAGCGGAGGCUCCAGCAGCAGUCCAGCCACGCAGGACAGCUCCGUCUCCUCCACCACACCUUCCUCUGAUCCCCGCCGGCUCCGCCUCCCGCAGUGCCAGCCAGUGGCGUGCCAGAGCCAGCCUGUUGCCACAGAGACAGAGGAUUGUGAGGCUGGGCAGGGGCGGAGCCAGUCCCUUCCACCCGCGUUGAAGCCGUCGAGUGGGGUGGAGAGAGUGAGAAUGCACAGUGCCACACAGACUUGAUGUUGAAAACACAGCGUUCUUAUAGAAGCUGUGCGUUUACAUUUGGAAGGUUUGAUUAUUAUAAAUGCACUCAUUUAUAGAGCACGGGGAGGGGGGGGGCGUUUCGGUGAUGAAGCAUUUCUGGUGCACAUUUUUAUGAGUGUAUUUGACUUCUAUGGGAUAUUGUAGCUUUCAAAUUCAGAGGACCACAAUAGGAGCAUCAACUGUGAGAAAUUAUUUAGAUUCCUCACAUCAUCUAAACGAGCAAUAUUGCAACAAAAAAAAAAUCCUCUCCCAAAUUUCACAACUGCAUAUAGAAUAAA
Conger conger (European conger) is the source of this 1749-nucleotide messenger RNA. Its product is annotated as circadian-associated transcriptional repressor-like. Gene Ontology annotation, cellular component: nucleus. NCBI's taxonomy places the organism in Eukaryota, Metazoa, Chordata, Actinopteri, Anguilliformes, Congridae. Gene Ontology annotation, molecular function: RNA polymerase II cis-regulatory region sequence-specific DNA binding. The coding region runs from base 236 to 1447 and encodes 403 amino acids. Gene Ontology annotation, biological process: negative regulation of DNA-templated transcription; circadian regulation of gene expression. The record is from RefSeq and is a predicted model, not a curated record. The transcript is spliced from 6 exons.